AUGUGGCAAUUUUUAUGUAAAAAGCAACGAUAUAACCGCGAUGUGGAUGCUCUUCACCAAGAUAUCGAGACGAACGUGCACAUUCAACCAAUAGAGGAUCUACUGCAAAGUCUGCAAGUGGAUCCUGAACAGGGCUUAUCGACGAUCGAGGCGAAAAAUCGGUUGCGAGAUGAGGGACCGAACGUGCUGACUCCGCCGAAAAAAAGGUUCUCGGAUAAAGUUUUGAAGAUCCUGCAUUUAUUCUGCGGAGGAUUCUCUUUGCUAACAUGGGUGGGUGCAAUUUUAUGCUUCGGCAACUAUUUUCUGGAGUUGGAAGCUUACGGCGAGGCGUCCGAGUAUCAUCUGUGGCUCGGUCUAGUCCUGAUCCUGCUGAUCCUGGUUACCGGUAUAAUUACUUACUAUCAGGAUUCCAAGAGCUCGCGCAUCAUGGAAUCGUUUCUACAAAUGGUACCACAAUGGGCCAAGGUCCUGCGAGACGGCGAGAGAAAGGAGCUGCCGGUGACCGAGCUGGUGGUCGGGGACAUCGUCCUGCUGGAGACCGGCGACCGGGUGCCCGCUGACAUUAGAAUCCUGGAAUGUCAAGGUUUAAAGGUCGACAAUGGGUCGAUUACGGGGGAAUCGAUACCAUUGAUACGGACGGCAAAUAUUCCUCAAACCGGAAAUAUUAUUCACGCGAAAAACAUGGUGUUCUUUUCUACAGACGUUGUCGAAGGAAUUGGAAAAGGUGUCGUAGUGGCUUGUGGUGAUCAUACGGUAAUGGGAAGAGUGGCCAAAUUAACUUCAAGAUUGUCAACCCGACCUACGCCUCUCUCCAGAGAGAUUAAUCGCUUCAUGAAAGUAAUCUCGGUCUGGGCUAUCUUUCUGGGCGUUUCGUUCUUCUUCAUGUCCGUGGCGAUAGGCUAUAAUUGGAUCGACUCGGUCGUCUUUCUGAUCGGCAUUAUCGUGGCAAACGUACCGGAAGGCAUUGUCGCCACGGUGACGGUCAGUCUGACCUUGACCGCCAAGAGGAUGGCCAACAAGAAUUGCCUGGUGAAGAAUCUCGAAGCUAUCGAAACCCUGGGAUGCACCGCCGUUAUUUGCAGCGACAAGACUGGCACCCUCACGCAAAAUAAGAUGACAGUACGACACGUGUGGUACGACGGCCACUUGAGCGAGGUGAUGGCGUCGGACACGUGGCGGAAAUAUGUCGACAGCCCGGGCUUCGAGAAUCUAGCCAGAGUGGCGAGUCUUUGUAAUCGCGCACAAUGGGCACCGAUGCCCGAUCAAGACAAACUCCUGCCGCCGCUGCACAAGAGGAAGAUCCUGGGAGAUGCUUCGGACGCGGCCUUGCUGAGAUGCAUGGAGAUCCUCGUGAAAGGGGGAGCUAAUUCCUUCAGGAAGGAUUAUGUCAAGAUAUUGGAGAUUCCCUUCAAUUCGACAGACAAAUUCCAAGCAAACGUGCAUUUCUUUCGCGGCAAACAUCUCGUGUGUUUCAAAGGUGCUCCCGAACGAGUCCUCGAGCGUUGCUCGACGAUAGCGUACGGUAACGAAACUAAGACUUUGAAUGAGGAGACGAGAAUAGCAUAUACAAAAUCCUGUUAUACCCUGGCGAACAACGGGGAACGCGUACUCGGUUUCGCUGAUCUCGAACUCUCGACCAAAGCCUUUCCCGUGAAUUAUCGUUUUGAAGCCGAUCCUCCAAAUUUUCCGCUUGAAAACUUGAGACUGAUCGGUCUAAUCGCCAUGAUGGAUCCACCACGGCCCACUGUUCCUGAUGCUGUGUACAAGUGUCGCUGUGCUGGCAUCAAGGUCAUAAUGGUGACCGGCGAUCAUCCCGACACCGCCAAGGCGAUCGCCAAGUACGUUGGCAUCAUCACGGAGCACGAUGACAAUGAUGGUCUUAACAACAAUUCUAAAAAACGUCACAUUGUGGUGACGGGUCCCCAGUUACGAGAUUUAUUACCGGAAGAGCUGGAUCAGCUGAUUAGACGGUAUCAGGAAAUCGUGUUCGCCAGAACAUCGCCAGUGCAGAAGCUGCAGAUCGUCGAGAGCUGUCAACGGUUGCAUCUGAUCACCGCGGUCACCGGCGAUGGUGUCAACGACUCUCCGGCUCUGAAGAAGGCCGACAUCGGCAUCGCCAUGGGCUUCACAGGAUCCGAUGUGAGCAGACAAGUGGCGGAUUUGAUAUUAAUGGAUGACAAUUUCGCAUCGAUAGUGACAGGCAUCGAAGAGGGUCGACGGGUCUUUGACAAUCUGAAAUCGAGCAUCGCGUAUAUACUGGCGAGCAACGUACCGGAAAUAACGCCUUUUCUGGCGUUUAUCAUCUUUGGAAUUCCCUUGCCAGUCGGCGUGAUUUGUAUUUUAUGCAUCGAUUUGGGAACGGACAUGUGGCCUGCAAUCGCCUUAGCUUAUGAGAAAUCCGAAUCAGAUAUUAUGUUGAGGAAGCCUAGGAUACCUCAAAGAGAUCAUCUAGUCAGCCGACGUCUGAUCUUCAUGGCAUACGGCCAGAUCGGCGUGAUCGAGGCGUGCGCGGGUUUCUUCACUUACUUCGUGGUAAUGGCGGAACACGGUUUUCUACCUACACGAUUGCUAGGCUUGAGACCGCUGUGGGACAGUCCGGCGGUGAACGAUCUGGAGGACAGUUUCGGCCAGGAGUGGACCUACGAGCAGCGCAAGAUUCUCGAAUACACCUGCCACACCGCCUUCUUCGUCAGCAUCGUGAUCGUGCAAUGGGCGGACGCGAUAGUCUGCAAAACCCGUCGCAAUUCAUUGCUGCGUCAAGGCAUGGACAAUUGGAAUCUGAAUUUGGGUCUGCUCUUCGAGAUCAUUCUGGCCUGCGUGGUGUGCUACGCACCUUACAUGGACCGCAUCCUGAAGACGUAUCCCCUGAAACUAGAGUGGUGGCUACCCGGGAUACCAUACGCUAUUAUCAUUCUGGUAUACGAGGAGUUGAGGAAAUGGUGGAUCAGAAAACACCCGGGCGGCUGGUGGGAUAGAGAAACCUCGUACUAG
This is a messenger RNA of Cataglyphis hispanica, 2991 nucleotides long. Its product is annotated as sodium/potassium-transporting ATPase subunit alpha-like. Gene Ontology annotation, molecular function: P-type sodium:potassium-exchanging transporter activity; ATP hydrolysis activity; ATP binding. Bases 1 to 2991 code for a protein of 996 amino acids. Gene Ontology annotation, cellular component: membrane. Lineage: Eukaryota; Metazoa; Arthropoda; Insecta; Hymenoptera; Formicidae. The transcript is spliced from 9 exons. Gene Ontology annotation, biological process: intracellular potassium ion homeostasis; sodium ion export across plasma membrane; proton transmembrane transport. The record is from RefSeq and is a predicted model, not a curated record.